UUUUUCCAACCUGUAGAUUUUUUUCUCACACUACAGCCGGCAAGACAUUUUCUUCUUGCUUUGACAUAUAGCUAGAGAAGAGAGACUCGGAACAGAGGAAAUUCUUUGUCGUGACUCCAGGACUUUACUCUGAAAGGAUAAUAAGGAUAACAUCAUCAACAUGGAAAAUACACCUCACCUUGUGGGAAUAGGAGGAAAUGUGAAAAUCAGGUGAACUCUGCUCUAUGAAGAUUACAGCAAGAUAAUUCCAGCCAUUGAACAGAUUGACUUAUCUUGCAGCGACAUGGGGAACUAUCUCACAGAGUGCAGCCUAAACUUUUACUAGCACGCAAGCUGUGGUGGUCCUAAUGUGACCAAUAGAACGGCGUCUAUAUUCAACCUUUCUGCGACACACAUAAAAUAGUAUUGUUAUUGCUGGUCCUGGAGAAGGUAAGAGAUUUGUCCAUACAAAGACCUUUGUUUUCCUGCCAGUCUUUGAGGUGGAAAAGAAGCAGAUUAGGCACUCACAGUUUGGACGCUUUGCCAAAGCAGCCACUUAGUUUUCUUUCCCUUUCUUUUUAUGCCAGUGUGAGAUUUGAAAAAUAAUGGACAGUUCAAGUAAUAUUUCUGAUGCCCAAAGGACAAAACCCUCUGCUUCUAUAUUAAAUGUAUUUAACAAUCUACUCACUGGGGAAAGGUCACCUUCAGAUGUGCAGCCUGCUAUAUUGACAUCUUAUAAGGAACUAUCAGAUGGCGGGAGUGUUGUUGGUGAAGGGAGUCAAACUCUUAAAGGGAGUAAGGAUGUGUCUCUUGGGGGAAGUUAUAAGGAUUCAGUUAAAGGAGUCUUAACAUGCUCAGAGCAACAAGAUCGAGUCCUGGUUACAAGAGUGGAAACAUAUCUUAACUCUGACUCUGAAAAUGAGGAUGAGCGAGAUGAGCAUAAAAGUCUGUCAAAAAAGCUGUCUGGGUCAGGAGAGCACAACCUACAUGUGGAUGGCAAUGAUUUGAUACACCAUAGUGACGGAGAUGAACAAGGACAUGUACCUGAGGUGGAAUUCCAUGUGCCAGAGUUUCGCACACAUACGUUUAAGAGUUCCCCUUUAAACUACAAAAGGUCUAGUCAAAAAACUGACAUUAAGACUGUCCUGACCGCCACAGUUUCCAGAGAAAACACAACUGAAAUGUUUGACAGAGCAGAAGCGUCAAACACAGAAAAAGGUGAAAGUAAACACGUAGAGAAAAAAAAAAGACAGAGCGAUUACUCUGAAGGUAUAGAUUUUUCUCUGCCAGUUCCUUCCAUUAUUAAAGAGAACAAUGCAAAAGCAACAUCUAUUUUACAACAGGAGACUGAAGACCAAGAUAACGCACAAAGAUCUGGAACCUGUGAGCAAAAUUUGAAGCCAGAUGCAGAUAAAAAGUCAUGUGGAAAUUUCCAACUAAGUGCCAAACUUGAUGUAGUGGAAUCACACUCUGAUCUGGAUUUGCAGUCAGAUGCCAAUAAAAAGUCAUCUGCCGAUAAAAAGUCAUCUGCUAAUCUCCAUCCAAGGGCCAAAGUUACAUACCAGCAUUCAACAUCUCCAAAGACACCAACAUCAGUAUCCUCAUCCCAUUCUAACUCGUCACCCCCUUCCUUUCAAAUGCCAGCCCUCUUCAGUGGUCUGAGGGUGCUAAAGAAAGGAGUAGUGGGGGGCGAGAGGGAAACUGUGUCAGAAAUCAAGCAAAGUGAGAAAGAUGCUGACCUGGCAUUGCUCAGUCUGAAGAAGACCGUGAACAAAACCAAGCUUCUCCCUGAGCAGAAGACUGUCAGUCCUGUCAAAAAACACCCAGAGCCAAAGCCUCUCACAGAAAGCCGAAGAAACAGUCAGAUCUUUAACAAGCCCAAUGAGGCUAAAAGUGACAGACAGGAAGUGGAACCAGAGCAUGACAAAAAGGAGUCUGAAGCUGGAAAUGUUGAAGGACAGAAACCCCCACAUUCAGACAUCAAGAAAACCUCAGACAUGGCCUAUGAAGCCUUCAAGAACAUGUUUGGCCCUAAAUCUAUCAAGAAGGACAAAAUGGAACCUGUGGAUCUGGAAGCUAUAAAAAAGAAGAUUAAGAAUGACAAAGAAAGUCUACGAUCUAUUUUUGAGAGAGCCUCCAAAACUACCAGCAAGGAAUUAAAAACUCCCACAGAAGCCAGCACAGAGGCCAUUUCCCCUGCUGACAGUGAGGACCGGACUCCAGGGCGUCUUCAGGCUGUGUGGCCACCACCCAAAUCCAAAGAUGAUGAAGAAAAGGUGGGACUUAAGUACACUGAGGCAGAACACCAGGCUUCCCUUUUGCAGCUCAAGAGAGAAUGUAAGGAAGACUUGGAGCGAAUGCAUUCAGAUUUUGAGCUUGAGAUCUUCCAACUUCGAGGCGAGCAUGCUGUUGCAAUAUCAGACCUUGAGGGAGUCAUUGCCAAGAUGCAAAAAGACUCCUACAAUGCAAGUCUGGAGCGAAGGGAGGUCCGAGAUGUGGCUGUGUCCACUGCAGAUGACCCCACGUACAGACUCUGCCGCACUGUGGGGAUCCAGACAGACAGAGAGACCUUUAUCAGGACUCCCGAAGGUGAGUCUGGCGUUCAAGCGCCCGGCCAGAACAUUCCAAAAAGACUUAACUUGGACUCUAUCGGACUCAGUCUGGGGGUUAAAACAGUCCCGGGGCCUGCUGGGCCACACCAGCCUCCACCUCCCCCGCCCCCUCCCCUGCCAGGCCCCUGGGGACCUCCGCCACCCCCACCUCCUCCUAUAACAGGCAUUAUUGGAGCUCCGCCGCCACCACCCUUUUUCGCCGGGGGUGGGCCCCCACCACCACCACCGCCGCCACCCCCACCUCCUCCUCUUCCUGGUCUACCUGGGGUUGGCCCGCCUCCUCCACCCCCUCCGCCAGGCGGCGGCCCCCCGCCUCCUCCUCCCAUGGGGGGGUUCAGUCUCCAUCAUAUGUUGGACAAGGCUCCUCGGAAGCCCGCUGUCGAACCAGCCUGUCCCAUGAAGCCUUUGUACUGGACCAGGAUACAAAUAUAUGACGAUAACAACAACACAUUGUGGGGCUGUCUGGAGGAGCCUGACAUCAUCGAUACUAAUGAGUUUGAAGCUCUUUUCUCCAAGGCCAUGCUCCAGGCAGUAAAGAAACCCUUGUCAGACACAUAUGAGAAGAAAGUCAAAACAAAAAAGAUAAUCAAGCUGCUGGAUGGGAAACGUUCACAAGCUGUCGGCAUCCUCAUAUCAAGCCUCCAUCUGGAAAUGAAGGACAUUCAGCAAGCUGUUCUUACUGUCGAUAACUCAGUGGUGGAUUUGGAAACCAUUAAGGCUUUAUAUGAAAAUAGGGCUACUCCUGAUGAGCUGGACAAGAUAAAGAUACAUUACGAGACGUCCAAAGAAGAUGAAGUUAAACUGCUGGACAAACCUGAACAGUUUCUCUAUGAGCUUGCCCACAUUCCCGACUUUUCAGGCCGAGCCAACUGCAUCAUCUUCCAGUCAGUGUUCCUCGAGACCAUCUCCUCCAUUAAUCGCAAGGUGGAGAUUAUAUUAAACGUCUGCAAAGAGCUGCUCGAGUGCCACAAUGUGCGGGAUGUAAUGGGUCUUGUUCUGGCCUUGGGGAAUUAUAUGAACGGAGGAAAUAGGACAAGAGGUCAGGCUGAUGGGUUUGCACUGGAGAUCCUACCCAAACUGAAGGACGUCAAAAGCAGGGACAGUCAUAUCAGUCUGGUGGAUUAUGUGGUUUUGAACUACCUGCGAAAAUUUGAUGCUCAUGCUGGUACAGAUAAGAGUGUGUUCCCUUUUCCGGAAUCGCAAGAAUUCUUCCAGGCGGCACAGGUCAAGUUCGAAGACCUAACAAAGGAAAUCAGAACACUAAAAAGAGAUUUGACAGCUUGCCAGAGAGAUGUACAGAGAGUGUGUGCGAACUCUUCAGAGGAACACCUCCAGCCGUUCAAAGACAAGAUGGAGGGAUUUAUCGCAACUGCUCAAACUGAGCAUUCUGCUGAAGAGGAUCGCCUCAACGCUGCACAGAAAAGUUUCAGGGAGAUGGUGAAGUACUUUGGGAUAAAGCCAAAGCCAGGAGACAAAGAUGUGACGCCGAAUUACGUCUUUAUGCUCUGGUAUGAGUUUUGUAAUGACUUCAAGAACGCUUGGAUACGACAAAGCAAGAACAUCUCAAAAGAGAGGUUGAAGGAAGCUCAAGAGAACAUCAAUAAGAUCACAGCAGAAAAGCGAGUGGAAACAAAAAAGAUUAACGCCAACAGUCUGAAAGAGAAAAUGCGGCAGAAGCAAGCCGGCGUGGCAUCCAGCUGAGUGACUUGUUGAGGGGACAUUGACCCCCCCCCCCCUCCCUCCCUCUUCCCGCCCUCGCAACAAAAUACAAAAGACUGCAUCCCGACAUGUUGUGGUUCCGCUUGUGCCGCUGUACAAAAAGAAGGCUGGAAGUGUGCGCGGCUCCAAUAAGCCAAAGGUGGACCUCAUUCAUCCAGCAUGGCGUGACCUCUUGUGUGCAGCCUGUGAAAGGUCUCAGUGGGUCAGCUGGCGGUUCAACAUCUGUGUCAGCUGACACGUCCAUGAAGUUCUUCCCUAACUCCUCGGAAGCUGAGAGUGUAUCCUGUCCUAAUCUGGGCUGACAAUCUGCAAAAGUCUGUUUGUGCCAAACACAACCUCCUGUUUCUCACUAUUCAUUUUCUUAUGCAGUCUGUGACAAAUACCUUUUUGUUCGCUCUGGCUUCCAAACACACCAUAACACCCCUGGUCUGCCAGAGAAUAAAAAGGCAGAGCAGGAUAGGUCAGUGCUGGAAUCAGACCCCAUCAUGAAUGUGUUUCAAAGAGUCGGUUAAUAAUUGAAUAUUAUUAAAACCGAAACAAUUUGUCCUCUUAGAAAGAAGGUAAAUCCAAUCAUUCCCUUUGAGACACCCACAAAUAUUAACACAAAACACGUUAUCAGGAAUAAUUGUAGUUACACACACACACACACACAACAAGACAAAAUCACUCCAGAGUGUGAGAGUGCCAUCCCACAGCAGUGUUCAUGAAGAGGCUAUAUCAGAAUAGAUGACCAAUGAAAUAGAUACAUGAACAUUUAACCUGAUGUUUACCUUUAUUGAUGAGUGGCAAGAAGAACAACCACAGGUGUCAUCUUUUCUUGAUUGUUUGCCAAACUUACUGGAGCAGUUUGUUGCAAACUCCAAGAAUCUAGUUGACUUUGAUCAGAUCAUUACACAAUGUCGCUGCGGGUCAUUAAAAAGUCCUAAACACAAUUUUCAGUUUAAAAGCCUUAAAGUGGAAUUUUCAUUAAGAGACAUGACGAUGGCUGUUAUUUAUUUAUGUAUUUAUUUAUUUUGCAUUCUAAAUAUUAAAUAAAUGCGAUCAAAAGUCCACAAACAACAGAGCCUAUGAAAAGAAAGCCCUUUAAAAAACAUCCAAACACCUCCAUUAGGGUUUCAUAUAGCUGAUGUAAAUAUGUAAGUAAUGUAGUAACAGCCACACUCGUAAUAACAUUUAAUAUUUACGUGUUUUUCUUGUUUUCAACAUACGCCGCACAUUCAUUUAAAAAUUGCAUCACUUGCUUUUUUUUUUUCUUCAUCACUGAUUUCUGCUCACUGCAGACUUCAUGAGAGCCAACAAACAUAAUAAAACAUCCCAUACUGUACAAAGUCUGCUGUCAUUAUGAUGCCGACUGCUGCGUCAUAUAUUCCCAUUUAGCUGAAAAAUGUCUCAUCAUCUCAACGUCUUUUUGGGUCUUUCUGGUCAUUUCCGAGCCCUAAAUGGCUGUCAAAGUCUCCCAACUUGUUGGAAUACCGCCUCAGACUUCUUUUGUCCAAAUGAGAUAUAAUUUAUGAUCUAAAAUAAACUUCCAGGGAGCAAGGAAGCAGCAGACCACUCGUUGAUGUCAAUAUCGGCAAACAAGAUUGUGAUCAUGGCGCCGCUAUAAAUAGAUUGUCUGUGUUUGCGCUUAUAAUAACAAUUUCGAUAAUACUUGGUUAAUAUUCAAGUCACAAAGUGUAAAUGGAGUAUUGUUGACGCUUUUUAAAUGGUGUAUAAAUAAAUAACUGGGAACAAUGCAAUAUUGCUUCCAAAAGACCCUUUAGCUACCCAGUUAGGUCCCUGAUGCAAAAACGCACGAGGGAACAGUUCCUGCUCUAAAACAGCAGUAUGAUUAAGGAAUUUACAAGAAGACUUUUUGGGGGGAAGGUCUUAUUUAAGAACUACAAGGCUACAUGUAGGUGUUGUGGUUUUAGAGUUAGAAAGAGAUAUAUUAAACAGUGUUGCCAAAUCCACUUAUAAAAAUUUGGGCUUGUUAUGUUUUUUUUCCAAAGUUGCAUGCCAAUAUUGUGAGUCGGGUGGUUGUUCUUGAACAUGUACCAUAUUUUCCGGACUAUGGGGCAAAUUGGUGUAUUAGACGCACCCACUAAAUGUUAGGGGACAAAAAUAUUUUUCUAUAUAUUAGCCGCACUUAUAUAUAGAUGUUCGUUACGAAAUUAGUUAUUUACACAGAAAUUUUUUGGAAAUGUUUAUUUCCAAAUGGUGUCUGAAACACAGCAGUAAAACGGCUGAUCAAAAAAAACAGAAGUAAUUGUCAUGGAUCCACUGCUGCUGAAGCUAGCUCUCCAAUUAGCUAGACAGACUGAAUAACUCCAUGCUGACGUUUUUGGUGAAUUUACAGAGGAAUGUGUGAAAUUCAAACAAUACAAAAAGAAUGCCAUUGUAAGAUGAUAAUACUAACACAGACAGUUGUAAAAGUGUUAGCAUAUUAGCUAAUGCUAACAAUGCCAAAGCCAUUACAUUACGAUAGCACGUACAAAGAAUGCAUGAAAACACUCCUACAGACAUCACACGUGGUUUAGUCAGUAUAAAAGCUAGAAGAUUGAAUGGUGCCCUACUUCUUGUUAAAAAAAAAAGCACUACUGGUAAAUGAGUGUGGACUGAGCAAACUCGUCCAAAAGAUGGCACCAUAGCACAAACAAUAAAACACAGUGCAUUUUCUUUUUUUUUUUACUUUUUAUCAUGGCCAUCAGUGAAGAAAAAUCCAUAAAUUAGCCGCACCGUGUUAUAUGCCGCAGGGUUCAAAGUGUAGGAAAAAAGUAGCGGCUUAUAGUCCGGAAUUUUUUUUGUAGUUGCUUAUUUGGGCUUCCUUUUAUGUGAGUGUGGUAGUUUGUUUAGUUUUUUUUUACUUUUUCCACCCUAGUUUUUUGGUUAUCACGCCUGCCGGCUCCACUCGGCACGCUCCCAAACCCACUCAUGCAUGACGCACGUCUCCUCAGAACAACAAUGUUCUUCGCUGUUCCUCUCAAAGUGUCAUUUUGAUAUUGUCUACUUUUUGGAAGUCAGCCGAUGAUCACUGGUCUCUCUCAUGGAAACAAUCACUGGCAAUAGUUACAGUGGAUCAGAAUAUUUCAAAUAACGCUAAUUAUGCGGAUAUACUCUAUGUUAAUAUGAUUUAAUUUGGCUUGUGUUUUCAAAAUGCCAUAUCCAUAUCCAUACAUUAACAUUUAUUGUAAAGUUCAACUUAUUACGUAAAACAGGCGGAUUGCCGAGAUAUUGUCUUCCUUUUUCCGUUUAGAGGUCUUAAAAGUCUUUAAAUUUGCGGUUAGGAGCAUAUCCAUCCAUCCAUUUUUCUACUGCUUGUUCCUUUCGUGGUCGCGACGGUACUAGACCCUAUCUCAGCUGCAUUCGGGUGGAAGGCGUGGUACCCCCUGGACAAGUCGCCACCUCAUCGCAGGGCCAACACAGAUAGACAGACAACAUUCACACACUAUGGGCCAAUUUAGUGUUGCCAAUACGAAGGUCCUGGGUUCGAUCCUGCGCUCGGGAUCUUUCUGUGUGGAGUUUGCAUGUUCUCCCCGUGAAUGCGUGGGUUCCCUCCGGGUACUCCGGCUUCCUUCCACCUCCAAAGACAUGCACCUGGAGAUAGGUUGAUUGGCCCCGCGCUAAAUGAGAGCGCUCUCUUCUCUUUUAAACAAGCUCCAAGUUAUGCAGCCUCCCCCCUUUCAAAAGCACUCAAAGGCAGCUCAGUCCUGUGACAUAAAAACGAAAAGAAACAAAAGGAGAGUUUGUAUUUAUUUUUUUAAUUUCAUAUUUUGCGCUUACUUUUUGCAAAAUGUGUUAUGGCCAAUUAUGCAACUUUGAUGAUUGUAACAUGAGUCUAUUACAUCAUCAACCAACCCACCACCACCACAAGUAGAUUGCAGUACUGUGGGAAACACAGCAACCCAACAUCCUUUUAAGUGUAGUCAGUUUCUUUCCAUCCUUCACUUCUUUCUACACGCAUGUAAAUAUGACGCACAGAAGAAGAGGUAAACAUAACUGUUGGUCACAUCAUGCUGCACAAUAACAGACACUUUGCUUCUGAAGAGCUCCGGCCAGCCAAACGCGGUUUGGUAGAUUAUUUUUCUGCUGUAAUACAUUUAUUUUUAUUUCCAUUUUUAAUGAUAUCUCAUGGUGCAUGUGCAAAAUCUUCACUUUUUGUACCAAAUAGCAAUUACCCGACAAUCAAUGUCACGCUGUGGGACGGCAUGUCCAUCACUGGAAAGAAAAACAAUGUAUAUCCUCAUCAAAGACAAUCUCAUAAUUACACGGUGUGGGACUGAAGUCCAUCCUCCAAGGCGACAAUGUUUGCCAUCAGAGAAUAUACCUCCAGAAUGUGUGAGUGCCAUCCCACAGCAUUGUGUAACCAGCAUGAGGAGUGGAUGUAAAGUGCACAAUAUAUCUUGUUUUCGCUUAUUCCACUGAUGACACUGCAACAGCUAAUUAAGAAGGCUGUGACAUUUGAAAGUGUGCGGCUCAUCUUACAAACUCAUCAUUUAAAAGGAAAAUGCAAUGGCAAUUUUAAAAACGCUAAACAGGUACACCUUUAGAGCACUUUUCUGCUUGCAAUGGUUGUGUUGUGUAGCGCGAUUAAAGCCCUUUGUAGAGUAACUAUUUGUUUUGCUCAGCACUAUUGCCCCCUCUUUGUCAUGCAGGGUUGUAAAGUAAGGCAAUAUUUUUGUUGUGUUUCUCAUUUAAGAUAAAAAGUCUAUUUAUGUAGGGAAGUGUGUAUUUUAUGUACAGCAUCAGACAACAAAGGUUUAUAUUUUACUUGCAUGUGGCCUUCAUUCUAUAGUACAGGGUUGUGAAUAUUUAAGCAUUAGAUAGUUAUGAUCCCUCAGACAGAGUGAUGUAAAACGAUGCAUGUCCAAUUCACUUUUUUUUACCCUGCAAAGUCUGUGCCACUCAUUUUUUGUAUGAAAAUCCAAAUCCUGCAAAACUGGAAUCAAUACCACAACAAGAGUCGAAUGUAUAGCAGCUCUGCAACGAAAUGGAAUUGUUUUAAAUUUCAACAAUAAACUUCUGGAUGCUCUAUUGAGAUUAUGCCAUAA
Molecule: messenger RNA, 9340 nt
Organism: Nerophis ophidion (straightnose pipefish)
Lineage: Eukaryota; Metazoa; Chordata; Actinopteri; Syngnathiformes; Syngnathidae
Product: formin-like
Exons: 17
Coding region: 585-4292 (1235 amino acids)
Biological process (GO): actin nucleation
Cellular component (GO): nucleus; cytoplasm; endoplasmic reticulum membrane
Molecular function (GO): microtubule binding
Source: RefSeq, a predicted model, not a curated record